UCCAACCCCCUAUCAGAUAACUUCCUCUUCACGUAGCGGAAACAUGGAGGUGAAUGUGUCAACUGAGUCUAUUGAGAGUGUACUAAAGUCUGAAGAUAAAUUUAGGAAAAACCAUGAAAUCUUAUUUUACAGGCGACAGAGAGAUAAAGCAGUGUCUCAAUACUUUACCUCCUACGAAACUUUCGUCCUCACAGAUGGAGGGGCCAGUCUGGAGCUCUGUGAGCGGGACUCUCAGGACCGACUGUCUCUUCAAAUACGGGCAACUCAAAAUGGUACCAUCCGAGUGUCUAUUGAUGAGCUACAGCUGGUUAAACCACGCUACCAGGUUUCAGAUGUUCUGGUUGGAGAGCUGAGAUAUGAGCCGCUGAGAGUUGAAUGGAAGAAAGAGGACUGUGUAUGUUUGACGUGGGGUCUGGGGCAGUACCAGCUGCUGGCUUUUUUUUCCCCAUUCAAAUUGGAGAUUUCCUGUGCUGGCGAGGAGAUUGUUACUCUCAACCCAGGAAAUAAACUCUGUUUUGAAACUCUGCAAGAUCCAGCUAGCAGGUCAUCUUCAAAUUCAUCUGAGGGAGAUGAAAAUUGCUGCGGGCUGUGGAAGGAAACAUUCAGACAGUUUGAGGACAUCAAGGCAAAUGGUCCUAGUUCUGUUGGUCUGGACUUAAGUCUACAUGGGUUCAACCAUACAUAUGGUGUUCCCGAACAUGCUGAUACCCUGCUGUUGAAGGAUACAAGUGUCUCUGAAGCGUAUCGGCUGUACAACUUGGAUGUGUUUGGCUAUGAGAUCAACAGCAGAUUGGGCCUUUAUGGUUCUGUCCCUCUUUUGCUCGCUCACAAGCCAGAAAGGACAGCUGGAGUGUUUUGGUUGAACUCAUCUGAGACUCUGGUUGAUGUCAAGUACAACACUGAGCAAAAUGAGGAUGAGGAUGAACCACCAGGGAAAAAAAGCAGAAUCUCACCUCGGACUGAUGUGAGAUGGAUAUCAGAGAGCGGCACCAUCGACUGCUUCAUUUUGCUGGGACCCACACCUGCCCAGGUGUUCUCUCAGUAUGCUCAGCUAACAGGGAAAUGUAGGUGUAGGCUAUACAAUGGCUGCGCCCGAAACCGCCCACUACUCAGCUAUCAGGCUCUUCCUCCGCUCUUCUCCUUGGGUAAUCACCAAUGCCGCUGGAACUACGAGGACGAGGCUGAUGUAAAAGCGGUGGAUGCUGGAUUUGACCUCCACGGUAUCCCGUAUGAUGUCAUUUGGCUGGACAUCGAGCACACCGAUGGAAAGCGCUAUUUCACCUGGGACUCCAAGCGUUUCCCAAAUCCAGCAGAACUUCAGCAUCAUCUCAUGAAGAAGAAAAGAAAGCUGGUUGUUAUCAGUGACCCACACAUCAAGAUGGAUCCCGAUUGGUCAAUUUACUGUGAAGCUAAGAAAGGAGGCCAUUUUGUGAAGAACAGAGAAGGCUUUGAUUUUGAAGGAACGUGUUGGCCAGGUGAAUCCUGUUAUUUGGACUUCAGUAGCUCAAAGACAAGAUUAUGGUAUGCCAGACAGUUCUCUCUAAGCAAAUAUGAAGGCUCAACAGAAUCUUUGUUUGUGUGGAACGACAUGAACGAACCUUCAGUCUUCAACGGGCCCGAACAGACCAUGCCAAAAGAUGCGCUUCACCAUGGAGGAUGGGAACAUCGAGAACUGCACAACUUAUAUGGCUUCUAUCAGCAUAUGGCUACAUUUGAGGGCUUAUUGACCCGUUCGGGUGGCACAGAGAGGCCGUUUAUCCUUACACGCUCCUUCUUUGCUGGGUCUCAGAGAUUAGGCGCCAUCUGGACUGGGGACAAUGUUGCUACCUGGGAGUACUUAAAGAUUUCAAUCCCCAUGCUGCUGUCUCUGAGUCUGACAGGAAUACAGUUUUGUGGAGCUGAUGUAGGGGGCUUCGUGCAGGAUCCAGACCCUGAGCUUCUGGUUCGCUGGUAUCAAGCAGGGGCCCUUCAGCCAUUUUUCAGGGCACACUCUGCCAAAAUGACCAAGCGUCGUGAGCCGUGGCUGUUUGGAGAGGAGGUGACCUCUGCGAUCCGCUCUGCUGUUCAGGACAGAUACUGUCUUCUGCCGUACUGGUACACACUGUUUCACCAGGCACACACAGCUGCACUUCCACCUAUCAGACCCCUUUGGGUGGAGUUUCCCAAGGAUACCAGCACAUUUGCUGUGGAGAACCAGUACAUGAUUGGCGGUGCUCUCCUUGUGUGCCCUGUGACAGAUCCAGGGGUCACAGAAGUCAAGGUUUUGCUCCCAGGGUCUAAUGAGCUGUGGUACGACACAAAUACAUCAGAAGUACACAAGGGUGCCAGAAGUCUGGAUGUACCAGUGACUCUGACCACUGUGCUUGUUUUCCAGCGCGGGGGAACAGUGGUGCCUAGGAGAACAGCUUGUGGAUCUUGUACAGCAGACCUACAGCAUUAUACAAUCACUCUUACUGUGGCUCUGGACAUUAAGGGCAAAGCUGAUGGAUUUCUUUAUUUGGAUGAUGGCCACUCUUUUAAUUACAGAGACCAGAUGCAGUUCUGUCUGCGGCGCUUUAGCAUGCAGGCCGGCAGGCUUGUCAACAGCUGUGCUAACGAUAAAGGCUUGUUUGUCUCUGAUGACAAAGUGGAAACGGUGGUCAUUCUUGGUCUGAAAAGUGUGAAAAGGAAACCCAAGCUCAAAUCAGGUGCAAAGAGGACAUCGGUCAUGUUUGAAUUUGACAAAAAACGAGGCGUAUUAACAUUAAGUGGUUUGGAACUUGAAAUAUGCAAAGACUGGGAAAUAAUAAUAUAGCCAUGGUGUUUUUUGGGGUGCUGUUUAAACCUCACGGCAGUUUAUCAUUGCAAUGAUAUGUUAUAGUUGUUCAUUGUAAUUAAAUCAGUGGUUUAAUAUUUAAGAUUCCCUCCAAAAUGAUUUACUACCUCAAGUUAUUUUAAUAAUAAUGUGAUGACAUUUCAGCUGUUGGGUUCUUUUAUCUUUAAUUUGAUAUAAAACUGUAGAUUUGACAACAUUGGAGGGACAAAUGGGUUUUGAAAAUAUACAAAAUUUGCUGUUAAACGUUUUGAUUCCUAAAUAAAGGAUUGUCAAAGAGCAAA
This is a messenger RNA of Danio rerio (zebrafish), 3096 nucleotides long. The record is from RefSeq and is a predicted model, not a curated record. Lineage: Eukaryota; Metazoa; Chordata; Actinopteri; Cypriniformes; Danionidae.